Messenger RNA from Sycon ciliatum, 2330 nucleotides. RefSeq lists its product as uncharacterized. The record is from RefSeq and is a predicted model, not a curated record. The coding region runs from base 112 to 1875 and encodes 587 amino acids. Lineage: Eukaryota; Metazoa; Porifera; Calcarea; Leucosolenida; Sycettidae. The transcript is spliced from 2 exons.
AAAUCAGAAAGGAAUAGUGAAGCGUUGCAGAGGGUUUGUUUUAUAAACUGCCUUCCUUGGAGAUCUAGAAAAGAAGACACGGCAAAUCUGGGGUAACGUUCUAACGGAACCAUGAAGGCCUGCGUUGUCGUGCUUUUGGCCGUCGCCGCCGUUGCGAUUGGCAAGCCCACUCCUGACUUGAAGGGACAGUUGGCCAAAUUGGUCUCGCAGCAAGCGAAAUGGUCCAAGAUUCUUGGAGGUUCAGCUGGCUACAUCAUGCAAACUACUAUUGGCAACCACUUCUUGCCAAAAGACGAGUCUUCAUCUCAACAGUUGUGCUCACUGCCCAGCAAGAUUGUUGAUGCAACCUCAGCCGAAAUUUCCCAGAAGAAAGCGAAGCAACUUCUCGGCGAAGACAAAGCAUCUCUGCCACCUCAAUUCCAGGGUAAGAGAAAGCACCUUCUUGGCGAAGACAGAGCAUCUCUGCCACCUCAAUUCCAGGAACCGAGAAAGCCGCAUCUGUUGGGAGAGGACAAGGCUUCUCGUCCACUAUCGGCCAGAGCUCCCAAGAGAAAGCAUCUUCUUGGCGAAGACAGAGCAUCUCUGCCACCGCAAUUCCAGGGACCAAGGAAGCAGCAUUUGCUCGGACAGGAUGAGGCUUCUCGUCCACGACCACUUUCUGGACGCAAACAGAGGAAUCGUCGCUCAUUGAAUCCUGCUGAGGUCUUCGGCGCUGACCAGGCCUCUUUGCCACCAAUGGCCAUCGGAAUGAGUCUGCCCAACAGCAUGUCCGACAUCUUCGCUCUUCUCCGCCGGGUUCUGACCAAAGGACUGUGCUCGUUGAAGGUCGUGUACCACAAGAAGCUCGGCCACCCAACACACGUCACUAUGACCGGCUGCAAGUUUUUGCCACGAUCAAUGAAGGCAAUUUCCAUCCCCAAGAUCGUUAUCGUUCGCCAGGCUAGCAAGGUGGGCGAGGUGUGCGCUGCGCCCGUGGCCAUCAAUCACACUGCUCGUCCCAUUGCACACCACUUUGCCAUGCUUGCCCGCCUGACCAAGGCCAACCUCACUGCUCGUGGCACCCCGAAGCUGCCCAUCGGCUUCUUCGGAGUGGGACCCGUCAUGUUCCCCAACACGGGUAAGAAGAUCGCUGCUGGUGCCAAGCUCAUUCGCCCCAAGAAGCCACAGGCUGCCGUCCCAGAGAAGGUAGCAACGGCCGUGAAGUCCAUCUUCAACUCUUUCCAGCCAGGCCCCGUCGUUCUGCCAAAGGCUGCGUCGAAGAAGGCCAUGGAUGCCCGUGGCCUGCUGAAGAAGAUCGGUGCAAUCCACGCCGUCUUCGCCGCUGCCCGCAAGCCUGGCAAGAAGAUGGUCUCCCCACGGAAGCCAAUGGCUGAUCUCAGCCGAGGAAGAAUGACUGGCGUGAACCCAGCAGUGUUCACAGAUGUCAGUGCCCAACCCGCUGACAAGCCCCAGCACAACAUGGAGCACCACGGCAUGGAGCAGCACAACAAGGAGCACCACGGUGAGGACCAGCACCACGGUGAGGACCAGCACCACGGCGAACACCGCCAUGGUGAACACCAUCACGGAGAGGAGCACCACGGCGAACAGCACCAGGACCAACAGGGCAAGACCAGCCGCUUCAUCGCCUACUGGCGCACUAAGGACCAGCAGUUCCGUCACUUCAUCAUCAAGCACCCAUGGGCAUUGCCCACCGCCUUUGCUGGCCUCGGCGUUCUCGUCUCUGCCGUCAUUCUGCUUGCUCUUCAGGUCAGGAACAGACGCCGUCGCAAUGCUGCUCUCGCCCAAGAAAGGCACGCUCUCAUGGACGAGGACAAGAAAGUGCUGAUUGACGAGAAGCCAGUGUCCUUCUACGUCAAUGAGAUCUGUGCCUGAACUGCAGCACGCGUUCACGUUCAGCCUGAUCUGCCGUCGCCGCGGACUACACGUGAACUGAUCUGAUCAUGCUGUGGGUGCGUGUGUGUGUGUGUGUGUGUGUGUGUGUGUAUAACAUUGAUGUCAUGUGUUUGUGCGCAUUGCUGCACCGUGUUGCUGCGCACAUCCCAUGCAUUACAGUCGGUGUGCUUAUUGUCUUGAAUGCCCACGCGGUCAUGCGAGAGGCACCUUGUUAACUACGGACAACAGAAUUAUCUAGAUCUUGAGGACUGUUGAUUUUAUGUUUCCCGAUAUUAUAGUCUCUCUCUCUCCCUCUCUCUCUCUCUUUGUUCAAUGUUCUGUUUAGCAGACUAUUUGUAGCUGUGUUGGAUUGCACUAACAGCUGUGCACCAGUGUGUUCGUUUGGCUCCUGCUCCACGCAGAGUCCGUUCACAAAGAAGUCCAGUAUGACCAUA